GUCAUGAACUUGUUCUCAUUAAACCAAAUUUCGCAAUUGACCACAAUUGAGUCGUUUUAUCCCAAAACUGGUUUAUUGCCAAACUAUAAAAACGCACCAAACCCUAAACUCACCAUCAUUCAAAAACCAACAGUCCAACAACAAAAUGGCAUUCAGGCUCGUAGUUUUGUGCGCCGCUUUGGCUUGCGCCAACGCCGGUUACCUCGGUGCUUACAGCGCCGCCCCCGCCCUCGCCUACGGCGCCGCUCCCUUGGCCGCCCCCGUCCUCGGCAGCACCUUCCACGGCCGCCUCGCCGCCCCGGCUGUGGCUUACGCCGCCCCCGCCUUGGCCGCCCCCGCCAUCACCUCCCAGCACUCCAACAUCAUCCGCAGCUUCGGCAACUUGGGCCAAGUCUCCACCUACUCCAAAUCCAUCGACACCCCCUUCUCCAGCGUCCGUAAAGCCGACAUCCGCGUCUCCAACCCCGGAGUGAGGUUCGCCGCCGCCGCCCCCGCCAUCGCUUACGGCGCCGCUCCCGCCUUCAGCACCUACCACGGAGCCGUCGCCGCCCCAGCCUACAGCGCCUACCACGCGCCCGCCGUCGCCGCCUACCACGCCCCGGCCAUCGCCGCCCCCGUGGCCAGACUCGGAGUUGCCUACUCCGCCGCCCCCGCCGUAUCGCACAUCUCCUAUGCCUCCGCCUACGCCAACUACGGCUGGUAAUCUAGUCAAAGGGACUGUUACCAUCAAUGAGCACCUCGUUAUUUAUUGCACAUUUUUGUAAAAUCUAAAUAAAACUGUAAAUAGUACAA
Tribolium castaneum (red flour beetle) is the source of this 792-nucleotide messenger RNA. Its product is annotated as pupal cuticle protein C1B. The record is from RefSeq and is a predicted model, not a curated record. The coding region runs from base 146 to 703 and encodes 185 amino acids. The transcript is spliced from 2 exons. Lineage: Eukaryota; Metazoa; Arthropoda; Insecta; Coleoptera; Tenebrionidae.